Lingula anatina is the source of this 932-nucleotide messenger RNA. RefSeq lists its product as uncharacterized. NCBI's taxonomy places the organism in Eukaryota, Metazoa, Brachiopoda, Lingulata, Lingulida, Lingulidae. The record is from RefSeq and is a predicted model, not a curated record.
UCGUGUAUUCAAUAUCAUCACAUUUCCAUACUAACGUUAGUACCUUUGUAUAUGAAUACAUUCCGGACAUGGUGUCUUUGACUUGUCAAGUAUUCAUUGUGGAGACCGGCUGUUUUAUGACGAUCGACCACAACUUCUAAACAGCAAUUGUACCGUCACCGAACAAUUGCAGGUGGUGUCAUCGCGAAGUAAUCAAAACUCACCCGUAGGGUGUGGGGUGACCUGACGCAUGGGUAUUUUGAAUGUCGAAAUUGAUGCUCAGUGGAUUUUUUUCUCGUUGCAAUUACUGUUCCUCGUGUAAUCCGAUGAGAGGAGUAGCCGAUGAAGUUGACAUGAUGUGCAGGUUUUAAGUUUUUUUGCCGUUUUUCUAAGAGGUAACAAUUGACAGACUGAGAAACCGGGGCGUCCAGGAGGAUAUCACACCUGUCUGACUAGUGAUAGAGCAGUAACAUGGCGGAUGCAGGGAAGUGUCCUAAACUGAACAAUUUCACUCAGAACCCUAUCAUUGUCACACUAUCAAAUCAGUAUGAACUUAGGCUGGACAAUUAUGAGAGGACACGGCAGACGAAGGUCGGGGUGAGCUGCGUAGACGGGAUAUACCUGCACGGCCCGAGUCAGGUGACAUGUCAGAAUAACCUGCAGUGGGAUGGGACCCCCUCUUGUCGAGCUACCCCAAUUCCCGUAGACCCCGGUCUGACUCAGGAGCAGUUAAUCAUCAUAGGUGUCUCCGUGGGCGUGGGGGUCAUACUGUUGGUACUGAUGAUAGUCCUGAUUGUUUGUUUUAAAAGGAAAGAAAAGCAAACAACAAGGUACUUUUUCAGUCCAGUUAUAAUUGACAUUGUAGAAAUAUACCAUAUAAUAUAAGGUACACGUAUUAAUAUUAAUAUAGUAUUAAUAUUGAAUAACUGAGCUGCACUCGGUAAUGGGGUAGG